Molecule: messenger RNA, 2665 nt
Organism: Somion occarium
Lineage: Eukaryota; Fungi; Basidiomycota; Agaricomycetes; Polyporales; Cerrenaceae
Source: the annotation of a GenBank genome assembly
AGGUGAGAAGCAAUUAAAGUUCACACGCGACUGUGGACCGCGUUCUGGAUCGUCGCGAUGAGCGUUUUGGAAUUGCAUCUACGAGUGCCAGUCGAGACCCGCUGCAUAGACCGUCCCAUGGCCUCUCUCAUCGCUCUCUGGCCAGACCGGCCUCCCUCUCUACGCCCCCCCUCCAAAACCUUAACCUGCGGCCGUGCUCUGUCCAUGUCCCAUGCCUUCCUAUCCACCUCCUUCCUCUCUCGGUGCGUGCUUCCGCCUUUCAAUUAUCUUCUAUUCUCCUUUACCCUGACUCUUUUGCCUUGUAUCUCCGUAGCUCUUCAUUAACCUGUAGGUGCCCGUACGCAGAUUCCGUCCUGAGAGCGUACCUGUGGAGCCUUGUCUCCACGCUACACAGUAUACUAUCUACUCAUCGCGACUUGAUAUCGUAAAGUCGAUACCGAAUCUGCAUCACGAACCGAAUCAUGCUUCAUGACAUGCCGUCCACGACAGGACUUUGUCGUGCAUCCUCCUCAACCUCACGAUCUUCUCAUUCCACUCAAGACUCAAUAUCCUCGGCCCCGUCCUCAUCCACAUCAUCCUCUCCCGUAUCUCCCCCGUGUACUUCUAACUCCAUUCCCUCGGCUUUUGCUGAUGUAGACUUCCGGUAUUCACCUCCUCCGGCUGGUCCUGGUUCUGGUUCCGAGUCUGCUGGCAGACCUUCGAAACCAUUACCCCGCACGAGGUGUACAUCUACCUCAACUACCUCAUCCUCCAUCUCAACAACGUCCAGUAGCACCGGCACCGGCAGUCAUCCAAAGAUCGUCCCGCCAGCAUGGGCUGUCCCACCUCGUGUUCUCCUGGUUGACGACGAUGUGGUAUAUCGAAUGUUGAGCAAGAAAUUGUUACAGGUGUUUGGAUGUAUGAUCGACAUUGCUGUCGAUGGUGCGGCUGCGGUGGCUAAGAUGAAUUUGGAAAAGUAUGAUCUCGUUUUCAUGGAUAUCAUGAUGCCGAAAUUGGAUGGUCGUUCAGCAACAUCGCUCAUCCGCAAAUUCGAUCAUCUCACACCGAUCAUAUCCGUCACGAGUAACUACCAUCCAGACGAAGUCGUCUCGUACUAUUUGUCUGGAAUGAAUGAUGUCUUGCCGAAACCGUUUACUAGGGACGGAGUACAUGGGAUCUUAGAGGUAAAUAAACACCUCGUACACCUCAAAGCGAUCCAGUCCGCCUCUACUUCCACAACCGCCUCCUCAUCACCCAUAAUACCACCACCUGUCACACCCACGCCUCCAUCUACACCAAUAGUAGUACCCAUCCCACCACCACUUUCCGAUAGACUCGCCUCACCAUGUACUGAAUCCCGCGACGACGUUCUAAACGCUCAAAUUGCGGAACCCUUACCGCCGUUACAUCUACUGUCCGGUCUACAUACCACCACUAUUACCGCUUCACUUUCAUUGCCACCUUCACCUUUGAUGCCGUCAACGCCGCCGCCUCCUACAUCUAUUUCAUCAAUAUCACCUACUCCAGAUCCGGUACCGUCGACAUCUUCGGCUACACUUGUCACAUCUCCAAUAUCGGUAUCGGCAACACACCUUAAUACACGAGCACAUCAUGUUCGAUAUACACGUUAUCCACAUCAUCGACGUGAUGUCUCAGUGAAUGCCUCCAAACCCUUAUCUCAUCCUCUUCUCCCUGAUAAAUCUUCAUCCUUACCGUCGUCGUCAUCAUCCUCGCCACAUAUCGACGGUCCAUCUAUUCCAACUAGCAGCCUGUCUGGUUCAUAUCAUCCAGAUAUUCUUCUUGGAAGACACGAUAGCUUAAAGAGACGAAGAGAGGGAUGUGUGGGACCGCCAAGAAAGAAAGGACCGAAGAGACCUAAAUCCGGGGAAGGACUUUCGAUAACUGUCGUCAAUAGGGAGUUGGGUGAGGGGGUGGCAAUGGUAGAUGAAAGUGGCGGUAGUGCAGAAUCGUUAUGGUUGAAAAGGUCCUUCUCGAGUCCGUUAUCUCCCGUUGAGAUAUCGAUACAGACGGAGGAAAGGGCGGAGGCGUUGACUUUGGUGGAUCUUGGCAUCGGUGCCACCGAUGCUUCGAUCUCGACGGGGAGGUCUAGUUGACAGACAUCGUGCCUUAUGGCCCUGACUGUUGACAGGGACCCUCUUUGCCUGUUGCACAUACUGGCUCUCUCAUGAACAUUUCUGUUACGCUCACCCUACACGACUCCGACCCACGACUCGCUUUUUACUCAUCCAUUGUCACGUCCGUCCUCCGUCAUCGCUCCACAAUAGCUCACAUCUGAAAUAGUUCAUACGAUGUACUCACUCUUACUCCCUUCCUCUGGCUCUUUCGUCCUUCUUCGUCUCUUCGGUUCCUCUUCGGUUCUUCAUUCUUCGGGUUUCCCCUUCGUUUUGCACUUUUGCAUCUUCUUCGCAUUUCACCAGAGUUUCCUUUCCCUCCCUUCAACUCCUCCUCAAGGUGGACAUUAUCACCUGAUAAUCACGGGAGGAGGGUGUUACUAGACUAGGUAAAACUCUAACCAUGGUGUUAUCUUUCGGUUGUUGCUGAGGUUGGUUUUAACGGUUCGUUGGAGUUAUACGUAUUCCGUAUUACAUAUUUCAUAUUCCAAGACCUGUAUUGUAUUCCUAUCCAAAAAGAAGUUCUUUUGUAUUGUACCGACUCCUCCCAGCGU